AUGUGCCUUUCACACAUCAUGGGUGAUCACAAGCUAGUAUAUUCAGAUCACUAUGAUGUCCAGCAGGCUGAUGUUCUUGAGACCCACCUACUGAUCAUCACCCUUUCCCCCCUGCUUCCAAGCACCCAAUACAUGCACAAGGAUGUCUGGUAUUGGCAUGGCAUCUCCAUCAAAUUUGUAAUCAGGCGACCUGUUUCUGUGAACACCUUGGGGGAUCAGAUCUGCAUCUGGGAUGGGUGCAAACAUCUCCAUGGCUCUGCACCUGAACAGCAUAUCCUGUGCUGGUGUCCACAGUGUGCCCAGUGGUUCCACCUUGACUGCCUGGGUCUCAUUGACAUGUAUGGGGUUGAGGUCUCCAAGCUGAUUGGCCUUCCAAUCGAGAGAAACCAUGCUGCCUCUGCUCCACUCUGGAGCAGCAAGGCCCUUCUUGGAUUUUCUCAGGAGAGGUUUCUCUCGUCAUUGAACCUGUUUUCCAAGAUGAACUGGAAGAAAGAACUGUUUGCUGAUGCACUCAGGCAGGGAGAAACAGACAGUGGCAUCAGCAAGGACAAGGUUAAGGAUGCUAUGCAGAUGUUUCUGUGA
Fomitopsis serialis is the source of this 582-nucleotide messenger RNA. RefSeq lists its product as uncharacterized. The record is from RefSeq and is a predicted model, not a curated record. NCBI's taxonomy places the organism in Eukaryota, Fungi, Basidiomycota, Agaricomycetes, Polyporales, Fomitopsidaceae. Bases 1 to 582 code for a protein of 193 amino acids. The transcript is spliced from 6 exons.